Messenger RNA from Ostertagia ostertagi, 957 nucleotides. NCBI's taxonomy places the organism in Eukaryota, Metazoa, Nematoda, Chromadorea, Rhabditida, Trichostrongylidae. The record is from the annotation of a GenBank genome assembly.
AUGUCAUCGGAAAAGGACGACGAAUACACCAGAAGACGUCGCGCAGAAGAAGAAACACUCAUAGAAACAAUCCGAUACAAAAGGCGGCGCAUCAAAUUGGCACCUUCCUUUCCAUCAGAAGAUGAAAUUCAACACAAAAUUCGUACAAUUCUUAGUUCUGUCAUUGAUCUCAUUCAAUCCAAUAAUCUCUUUGACUUUUUCACUGAGAUCCGCGGUCGUAAGCCUGAAUUCUUUGCCAAAAACGAAGCCACUCUUUACAAAUGCCACUUGGAAAAGGUGCAUCUGCAGGCAUGUCACAUAACGGACAAAAUUCGGUGCGGAACGGAAGCAUUAUCAAUGGGUUACGACCUCUACAGACUUCUUGUUCAGGCGGAUGACUCAUUAACAAGCUCUAGGGACAAGUUUUUCGAAGAGGAAGUCAAAGGAGUGUCUUUUGACCCUACCUUUACGGCAGAGUUUGUUCGCAAAGAACUCGAGUUUUUAGAGGAUUUUUGUCAGAAGAUCCAGACGGAAAUCCGCGAAGCCGAACUCCAGCUGAAUACUGAGACUCAUGAAUCUUUGUCCGAAGAAAUCAAGCGCAUUCUAGCCAAUCUCGAGCACAAACUUGAUGAGAAAUUCGAGCAUUUCAGUCAGCAGCAAGAACAAUUUAGUCGCAAGUUGACCGAUCUUGAGCACAAACUCGACGAGACACGGGAGCAUUGCAGUCAACUGCAAGAAGAAAUCAAAUGCAUGCUGAAAGAACCUAAAGAGCCCAUAAAUAAUAGUCGUCUUGUCUCGGAAAAGCAAUCACAUUCACCUGCGGGCACACCAUCGAGACGGAGCACCGAGGAAGAUCUCUUGGAUCUGGAAGAUGAUGUUGUUUUCCAGAAUUCUGACGAGGGGACGUCGACAGCAACAAUAACGUGCCAGAAAGACCAUCGGCGGAAGAAGAGAGACUCGAGCUUGAGCAUCGCUUGA